Molecule: messenger RNA, 1035 nt
Organism: Cordyceps fumosorosea ARSEF 2679
Lineage: Eukaryota; Fungi; Ascomycota; Sordariomycetes; Hypocreales; Cordycipitaceae
Product: mitochondrial chaperone bcs1
Exons: 1
Coding region: 1-1035 (344 amino acids)
Biological process (GO): protein insertion into mitochondrial inner membrane from matrix; mitochondrial respiratory chain complex III assembly
Cellular component (GO): mitochondrial inner membrane
Molecular function (GO): ATP hydrolysis activity; ATP binding
Source: RefSeq, a predicted model, not a curated record
AUGGGUACGUCGAACGGAAUUCUGAAAGAAUUUCUUCACGAUUGCCAGGUUACGCUGGAGAAAGAAACGGAAAGCAAGACCGCAAUUUACAUGAACAGCGAUGACCGCUGGAAUCUCGCUACGCGACGGGGUCAAAAGCGGAUAGAUACUGUCAUCCUUCCCGAGGACGUGAAAAAGGACUUCUUUGACGACAUUGCGGAGUACCUUGACCCAGAGGCCGUAGCUUGGUACGCCGAGCACGACCAGCUCUACCACCGUGGCUACUUGCUCUAUGGCGCGCCCGGAACUGGCAAAACAAGUCUCAGCUUGGCGGCUGCUGGACAGUUUGGUCUAGACGUCUACGCGAUGAACCUGUCCAAAGUCAACGAUGCGACACUGAGCGACCUAAUGCGCAAACUGCCAACACGAUGCAUCCUCCUCCUAGAGGACAUCGAUGCAAUUGAAAGCGCAAAGAGUCGUGAAAACAGCGAUGCUGGGUCGAGCACAAGCAGCAGCGUGACACUCUCUGGUCUUCUCAACGCGAUUGAUGGCGCAGGUUCCGUGGAGGGAAGAGCUUUGAUCAUGACAACUAACCAUGUUGAUCGCCUCGACCCGGCUGUCAUUCGACCAGGACGUGUGGACAAGAUGGUUGAAUUCGGGUUAGCAAGUCGAGAGAUGCUGCUGGGGCUGUUCCGAUACGUCUAUCUGCCCUUGUCUAGCAAGACCGAGAGAGUAGGAGACAAGAACGAAGGAGUCGUCAACAACCAAGACGCUCAGGAUACCCAGAAGCAUAUCCAGGAGCUGGCAGCGAUGUUCGCUGAUCGUGUGCCUGCGAUGAAAUAUAGCCCGGCUCAGAUCUUGUCAUUUCUGAUUGCUCACAGGCAUUCGCCUCGAGACGCAGUGGAAAAUGUCAUCUCCUGGGUUGAAAAGGGGGGGGAAGGUUUCAUUCCUCUGAGGCGCCAGACUUCUACGAUGAACACGAAGAGCGAGGAGGCAGUGGACGUGCUGGUAGGGGUUGGCAUGGAUGAUAUCCAGUCGUGGUCAACAGUGUGUUAG